AUUACCAUCGCGCCUGAGAAAACAGCAUUAAUCGUCGUCGACAUGCAGAAUUUCUUCCUGGAUUCGAAAUGCAUGGACCAUCCCAACGGCUUGAAAGCCGUGCAGCCUACUAUCGCUGUCAUCGAGAAAUGUCGGGAAGUUGGGAUAAAGGUAAUAUGGCUCAACUGGGGCCUCACAGACCAAGACAUGGAAACCCUCCCCGCAGGCGUAGCUCGCGGGUUCAUGAAAGAUAUUCUACUCCCCUCUUCUUCCUCGUCCUCGAAAAUCCGCUCCUACACGGGCCUGGGCUCUGAUCUCGGAGACGGGAAAGGGAAGUGUCUCUUCGCGGGCUCUUGGAACGCGGAUAUAUACCCACCGCUGAAAGAUAUGGUCAAGGAGGAAGAUCUCCAUUGUGCGAAGAAUAGGAUGAGUGGGAUGUGGUCGGAGGAGCAACCGUUGUAUAAGACGCUGAAGGGAAAGGGCGUGGAAAGUGUUUUGUUUGCGGGGGUUAAUACGGAUCAGUGUGUGGGGGGCACGCUGGUGGAUGCGUAUAAUAAGGGGUGGGAUUGUGUGCUGGUGGAUGAUUGUUGUGGGACGACGACGACGGGGGGUGGGAGGGAGGUUUUUUGUUAUAAUAUUGCUACAUCGUAUGGCUUUGUAACCGAUAGCAAGAGUUUCGUUGCCGCG
This is a messenger RNA of Mollisia scopiformis, 666 nucleotides long. Its product is annotated as Isochorismatase hydrolase. The transcript has 3 exons. The annotation marks the transcript as partial. The record is from RefSeq and is a predicted model, not a curated record. NCBI's taxonomy places the organism in Eukaryota, Fungi, Ascomycota, Leotiomycetes, Helotiales, Mollisiaceae.